This is a messenger RNA of Colletotrichum higginsianum IMI 349063, 1368 nucleotides long. RefSeq names its product Monocarboxylate permease. Gene Ontology annotation, molecular function: transmembrane transporter activity. The coding region runs from base 1 to 1368 and encodes 455 amino acids. The record is from RefSeq and is a predicted model, not a curated record. Gene Ontology annotation, cellular component: fungal-type vacuole membrane. Lineage: Eukaryota; Fungi; Ascomycota; Sordariomycetes; Glomerellales; Glomerellaceae. Gene Ontology annotation, biological process: transmembrane transport. The transcript has a single exon.
AUGUCUACCAUCACCCAGGCAAAGUCAAUCGAGCUGACCGACCGCGGCCGCUCUGAUUCCGGUCUCGUGGGACCAAAAAAUCAGUCACAAGCCGCAGACGAUUCGGAGGUUGCGAGAGCCAUCAGUGACAGAGAAGCACCCAGAAACGCCACGGAGGCCAUUCCCGACGGUGGCUACGGCUGGACGAUCGUCGCGUCAAACUCAAUGCUCCUAUUCUGGAUCAACGGCUACACCACCGCUUGGGGGGUUCUCCAAACAAACAUGCUCAGGUCAGGCCUGCUCAAAACCGACGUCUCCACAAUCACCUUCGUCGGCAGCCUCUACAUGGCCUGCAUGGUCGCAUUUAGCCUGGUCUCCGUUAGACUCAUGGGUGCUUUCGGCGUGCGCUACACGACCCUCGCCGCCUUGAGCAUGUUUUCUCUCGGCUUGGUCGCGACGAGCUUCACGUUGGAACAUGUUGCUGGCCUGUUUUGCGUCGCAGGCCUCUUCGUAGGAUGCGGAGGCUCUCUCCUCUUCACGGCUACCAACACCCUGCCGAUCCAAUGGUUCAGCAGCAAACUCGGCACGGCCAACGGCUUGGUGAAAGCCGGUGGCGGCGUCGGUGCCACUGUGCUGCCGCUGGCGGCGCAAGCCUUGAUCAACAACGUCGGGCUACCCUGGACAUUCCGCAUCUUCGGCCUGCUGACCCUCGUUACGGGCGUUCCCUGCGUCUGGUUGCUGAAAGAGCGAACAAGAAUCGGCACAGCAUCCCGCUUCGACUGGUCAAUGUUGAAGGACUUCUCCUUCCUGACAUUGACUAUCGCUGGAGGUAUUGGCGUUUUUGCGCUCUUUGUUCCGCCUUUUUUCCUGCCUCUCUUCGCCAGCUCGAUCGGCCUGUCGUCGGCCCAAGGCGCCGGGCUUGUGGCCGGAUUUGGCGCUUCCACUGCUGUUGGCCGAUUGUUUGGCGGCUGGUUCUGCGACCACAUUGGUGCCUUCAACGCCCUGUCGGUGUCGGCCCUGAUCAAUAGUCUCAGCAUGAUGGUCAUCUGGCCAGUGAGCUCCUCGUUGCCACUGCUCGCCGUAUUCGCCGUCGUCAACGGCUGUGCCAAUGGAAGCUUCUUCGUGGGGCUGCCUACAGCUGUUGGGCUCCUGACUCCGGGUUCGGCGGCGGCAUCCAUCAGCUUGAUGACUUCAUUUUGGACGCCGGGGUACCUUCUGGGAGCACCGCUGGCUGGCAUUCUCAUCAAUGCUACUGGGGCAGCGGAGGCUUCCUCUAUCGAGCCGUACCGGGCUGCAAUCUUCUAUGCGGCGGGAGUUGGAGCGGCAGCAUCUGGCCUCAUUAUUGUCUCAAGGAUGAGACGGAACCCCAGGCUUCUGAAGAGGGUCUAA